GCGGGCGGGCUCGCUUGCUGGCUGACUGACGGUCAUGUGUAGUCCACGCGUCGUCGAAAGUAGGUUAGCGCCAACCGCGGAGGAGGAAAGAAGGAGCUGCCAGUCCACGCGUGGGUCAGCCGCUUCGUGUGAACCACAACACUGUGUUCCCCGGGGAAGAAAGACCGCGUAGAGACUUGAACUCAUCGCGAAUUGACGACGUCUUUAUCAAGGACGAGUUUUUUUUUUGACGAAAAGGCUCCGGUGAGCCGUUUCAGGAGUUGCUGUUUUGACAGCUCGGGGCUUGAAAGUUCCGUUCUUGACAUUGCAUUUUUUCUCCAAGACGAGUUGCAUGACUCCAAAAGUCGACUCGACAUGAGAGCUCAAAUAGAAGUGAUACCCUGCAAAAUCUGCGGGGACAAAUCCUCAGGAAUCCACUACGGUGUCAUCACCUGUGAAGGAUGCAAGGGCUUCUUUCGACGCAGCCAGCAGAACAAUGCCAUCUAUUCAUGCUCGCGACAGAGAAACUGCCUGAUUGAUCGGACCAAUCGCAACCGCUGUCAGCACUGCCGACUGCAGAAGUGUCUUGCUUUGGGCAUGAGUCGUGACGCGGUCAAGUUCGGCCGCAUGUCCAAGAAGCAGCGCGACAGCCUGUACGCAGAGGUCCAGAAGCACCAGCAGUCCCAGGAGUGUGCCGGCCUGGCGGCCCGGGAAGAUAACAACAACCUCGGCGACCACGGACGCACUUACAGAAGAGUGUCCAGCACCACGCUCAGCGACCUGGAGGACUUCACCACGCUGCCCGAUGGUCUUCUCUUCAACCUGCCGUUGACGCCCGAAGACGGAGGCGGCGAGUACGGCAACCUGGACAUGUUCGCCGGCAGCGCGGGUAGUGGCUCGUCUUCUCAGAGUUCUCCGGAACAGACCAACUUGGACUUUGCGGAGGCCAACCACAGCAUCAAGCACGAGUACCAGCUGUUGCACGACUCUGGGCUCUUUUCGCACGCCAUCCUCAACCCACUGCCCGAAGGAUGCUCACUGCUUGAACUCGAACACAUAACUCAGUGUGUGGUGAAGUCCCAUAUAGAGACGAGCCAGUAUAGUACAGAGGAGUUGAAGAGAAUGGUGUGGUCCACAUAUAGCAUGGAAGAGACACGAAUGUACCAAACUAAGUCAGCUGAGGUGAUGUGGCAACAGUGUGCCGUUCACAUUACCAACGCCAUCCAGUACGUGGUGGAGUUUGCCAAGCGCAUCUCUGGCUUUAUGGACUUGUGUCAGAAUGACCAGAUUAUCCUCCUCAAAGCAGGCUGUAUGGACGUCCUUUUAAUCAGAAUGUGUCGAGCGUACAACCCCAUCAAUAACACAUUCCUGUUUGAUGGAAGGUUCGCUCCUGCUCACUUCUUUAAAGCACUUGGGUGUGAUGACCUUGUGACGGCUGUGUUCGACUUGGCCAAAAGCUUUAGUCGUAUCCAGAUGUCCGAGGAGGAAAUGGCACUUUUUACGGCCGCUGUGCUGCUCUCACCAGACCGACCCUGGUUGACAGAUGUACAACAGAUCCAGAAGCUUCAGGAGAAGGUCUAUGUCGCCCUCCAGCGUUGCUUACAAAAAGGCGGGGCAUCAGAGGAGAAACUCGCAAAGAUGGUGUCCAAGCUUCCCAUCAUGAAGUCCAUUUGCAAACUCCACAUCGACAAACUGGAGUUCUUCCGUCUCGUCCAUCCCGAGACGGCGUACACCUUCCCGCCGCUGUACCGUGAGGUGUUUGGCAGCGAAAUCACGUUUCCAGACUCAACAGAGGGCUAAGCAGUGUCGUGCAUUUAAUUUUUUUUUUUUGUAAUAUUUAACGGUGAUUGUGUGAGGCAAAAAGAGAGAGAGUUAUUAAUGUGGCAACAAAUUGAGGCGAAAGGCAAAGCCGCCGCUCAAUGACAAUCCUGCACGCUACACUUUAGAACACACUCCUCUCACUUCGGAACUCCCGACCGACCCACACCGCCGACCCUCCCGCGCCAUGCCCGAGGGUGGCUCGGCGCCCCGUUUUGGAGGGAGAAAGGAUUAAAGAGUGGCCUAGACGAUUUGUAUUAUCCAAAUUAUUUUUCUAUUAAGUCCUUAAGAAGAUGUUUCUACUACAGUUCUCAAAGUUGAAUGUAACCUCGCGGCCCACCCGGUUCCGUGUCCCUUAAAGCGCUUCAGCACCGCCUCAAGGCCUGAUUCCGAAUGUACAUAUCCUCACUUACCUCGCAGAUUUAUUUUCGUCCGUUUCAGUCGUCACUUAGGUAGCGAUCAACCACUUUUCGCCUUUUCGCAGGUUUUUGGGCGUUUGGACAAAGCGCUUAAAGGGACCAUGAUCAAACUAGCUAUUCUUUUCCCUUUCGUGCAGAUAUUUAUUAAAUUUUUAGUUUUUUUACUAGUAAACCCUCAGACACUGAUGUAAACAGGCUCUUUUUGAAGCUAUCAGUACCUCAGUCCCAUGUGCCCUUUUUCCCUUUUGCAUAAGCCACUUAGAGAAGAGUCACAAAGAUUGUGAACCUAUUUUUCACGUUUCAUUUGAUAUAAAAAUGCCCGACAGGUAAAACUGAGCAGAACAGUACUCGCCUUUAUGCGUUAGUAUUACAUCCACAGCUGUGAUUGGAGGCAAAGGAUGAAGAGUGGACAGAUGGGUUGCCGGUUUAUUUAAGCUCCUUAGUCGUCGCUUAGCAGGGAUUUAUUAUAUGCGCCAACUCUCACUACAGCCGAACCUCACUCCAAAGUCCAGACUUUCACUUGGUACAGAUUUGCAAACCUGUUACCAUAACAGUAAGAGCUAGCUAAACGGCUAGCUUCUACUCCAGAGCAAAAGCUAACAUUCGUGCAGAUUUGCAGCGCAGUUCCACCCAGCAGUCUACUUUUCAUAUGUUCAUAAAAAGCUAACAUUCUUAAAUAUUAGCAAGCCUAUUACCCGUGAAGCUAUGGAAACAGUUUCGCAUAAGAAAACGCUAACGUUAGUACAGAUUUGCAACUAUGUUUCCCUAGCAGUUAUAGUUAUCUUCUGCUCCCAGGAAAAAGCUAACAUUGGUACAGAUUUGCAAACCUGUUACCCUAGCAGGAACAGCUAGCUAAAAGGCUAGCUUCUACUCCUGAGCAAAAGCUAACAUUCGUGCAGGUUAUCAACCCAGUUACCCUCGCAGUAACAACAUUUUGUUUCUAAUUCUCAGCAAAUGCUAACCUUAGCACAGAUUUGCAACUAUGUUAACCUAGCAGUUAUAGCUAUCUUCUACUACUAAGACAGAGCUAACAUUGGUAACAUUUUUGUAAACCUGUUACCAUAGAAGUAACAGCUUGCUAAACUGCUAGCUUCUACUCCUGAGCAAACGCUAACAUUCGUGUAGAUUUGCAACCCAGUUCCACCUAUCAGUAACAGCUAGCUCAACAUUUAUCUUCUAAUGCUCAGCAAAAGCUAACUUUAGUACAGUUUUGCAACUAUGUAACAGUUAUGGCUAUCUUCUGCUCCGAAGAAAAAACUAACAUUCGUGCAGAUUUGCAACCCAGUUAACCUAGCACUAACAGCUACCUCAGUAUUUAGUUUCCAUUCCUAAGAAAACGCUAAUAUUGGUACAGAUUUGCAAACCUGUUACCCUUGCAGUAGAAGAUGGCUAAACGGCUAGCUUCUACUCCUGAGCAAAAGCUAACAUUCGUGCAGAUUUGGGACCCAAUUGCCCUAGCAGUAACAGCUAGCUCAACAUUUAGCUUCUACUCCACAGCAAAAGCUAACAUUAAUACGGAUUUGCAACUAUGUUACCCUAGCAAUAACAGCUCAACAUUUAGCUUCUACUCCUCAGCAAAAGAUAACA
This is a messenger RNA of Corythoichthys intestinalis (scribbled pipefish), 3803 nucleotides long. RefSeq names its product RAR-related orphan receptor C a (gene rorca). Bases 355 to 1779 code for a protein of 474 amino acids. The record is from RefSeq and is a predicted model, not a curated record. Gene Ontology annotation, molecular function: zinc ion binding; nuclear receptor activity; RNA polymerase II cis-regulatory region sequence-specific DNA binding. Gene Ontology annotation, biological process: regulation of transcription by RNA polymerase II. Gene Ontology annotation, cellular component: nucleus. NCBI's taxonomy places the organism in Eukaryota, Metazoa, Chordata, Actinopteri, Syngnathiformes, Syngnathidae. The transcript is spliced from 10 exons.